Molecule: messenger RNA, 3298 nt
Organism: Linum trigynum
Lineage: Eukaryota; Viridiplantae; Streptophyta; Magnoliopsida; Malpighiales; Linaceae
Source: the annotation of a GenBank genome assembly
UUACUUAUCGCCGUCCGUUGUCCUUAUCCUCAAGGCAGUGGUACUGCGUUACGUAUCGCCGUCCAGUCCAUGCCCGGUCAACUACUGCGUUACGUAUCGCCGUCCAGUAGUAACCCGACCAUCUACCGCGUCCAGUAGUGGCCCAACCGCCCGAAGGUUCCAUUAUCAUCAUCCAUACAUCAUAAACACACACAUACAUAGCACAACGCGUGCCUCCACCUUAAGUAGGCGGUGGGAUGCCUCACACACACAAUCGCGCUUACUUGAAAAUUAAAUAACAUAACUGAAUUAAAAAGACAUAAAAUAAAAGACCUCGACGGAGAUUUUACCCCCUUUACACUCACCUCGAAAAGACGACUCUUCUUAAUCGACGGUUGACCCACGUCAUCCUCCGAAACUCCACGCUCCAACUCCUCGUGCUUCACUUCCUUUUGCAUUUCCUCCUAUUAGAUAUUUAGGCAAAACUUAACUCACUUAUCUCUAAGCGUAACUAACCAAACGACCUUCAAUUUGGUUAAUUUAAAUCCCAAUUUCCUCCAUUUAAUCUUUUCUAAGAUUCCCCAUAACAUUCUGGAAAAUUGCCUUUUUGCCCCAAAAUGGCAAAUUACCAAAUGGUACGCGAAAUUCCCAGGUUUUACAAUUCGGCCCCAAAUUUCCUGAAUUUCACCAUUCAGCCCUCCAGGCCACUUCCCACUUUCUGAUUUAAACACUUAAGUCCAAAAGGCUUAUUUCCUGGUGUUGUUGGGGAAUACGAGUGGGUGGAGGUAAAUGAUGAUUAUUAUAAUAACAAAUCCUAAUAAUGUGUUGCUGUUACUGAUGGGGAAUUGGCGGGUAAUGGUGAUUAUUGAGGUGAUGAUGAUAAUAACAACGAUAACAUUAGUUAUUAAUGUUAUUAUUAUUAUUUCUAAUUUAGGGUAUUCAUCCUUCGUACGUAAACGCCGAUCCAACCGAUCACGUAUUAUGGUCAAACCAUAACCCAAAAUUCGGGGUGUUACAUAGCUCUUACACCCUCUAUUUAUAGAGGUCACAAAAAACAUAAAUCUAACAUUCUAGGAAUAGGAAAACAAAUCCCAGACUAAGUAGUAACGUUGCACCGAAUCUAGUGGAUGGGGAGCUUGUUAUUCCUCGGGCGGUUCGCGACAAGGGAGCAGUCAGAUGGCGAAAAGCGUUGGUAGGGCAGUUCCUCACGGCGGCGCCUCCGAUUGCUGUGAUUCGUCGAUGGGCUCAGCGAUACUGGGGACGAGAUGGACGAGUGUUUUUUCAGCAUUUGGUUCCAAUAUGUUCUUGUUUCAAUUUGAGAGUGAAGAGUCGAGUAGGUGGGUGUUUGAGAAUGGCCCUUGGCAUUGUGAGAACGUGCCCUUGUUUCUUCGCAAAUGGGUACUAGGGAUUCAAUCAGUUAAGAUGGACUAUACUAAGUUGCCGAUUUGGGUGCGCAUUCGAGAGUUGCCGCCGGAGUACAUGACAGUGGAAUGAUUGAAUAUGGGUUGCGAGCUUGCUGGGUACACCGUUGUGGAUGGACCAUGCAACCAAGCUUGGAGCUCAGAUGGGUACGACUAAGAUGUGUAUUGAGAAUGCUACUGAUUCGCUUUUUUCCCAAUUGAAAUCUGGAUUCGUCCGGAGGGGGAGGAGAGGAUGCAUUUAUUUGUUCAUCAUCUCAGUCUUCCACCUCGUUGUGAGCAGUGUGCGCAAUUUGGUCAUGUUAUUGGGGAGGUCCUAGAAUGUGGGAAGUCUGUUGCUACUCAAUUGGUUGUGGUUGAGGAAGAGGUUGUUGUUAAGGAAGAUUCCAUUGAUAAGGGUAAGGCAGUAGAGGAUUUGGAGAGAGUGUAGUCAGAUGAAGGGGGUUCUGGUUCUAGGGGUUCUAAUGUUUUGGAUAUUCAACGGAUUGUGGGGGAUGAUGUUGUUGCCAGCUCUUCUACACCCCUAAGGGAGGGUCUGAUAGAUGAAUAUGGGUUUUAGCUGGUGGUGCAUAAGGGGAAGAAUGUGUAUGGUCGUGAUCAAAGUGGUAAUGUUAGAAUUCCAGCCUCGGCGGUUAUUUCUCGUGUCCCGUUAAAUCCAAAGAGUAUAGAGCUUGUGAUUCCUGCCUUUCCAAAGAAGGGUGGGAAGAAUAGGAGGAAGAAAUGAAGUUUCUCUGCUGGAAUCUCAGGGGGUUCAAUGCCCCUGAGAAACAUAGAUAUGUAAAUAAAAAGGUAUUGAAGUUGCAGGUAGAGUUUUUUGCUAUUUUAGAAACAAGAGUAUUAAAGCAUAAUGCGGCAGAUAUAAGGAAUAAGCAUUUUAGUAGUUGGAAGUAGUUAGAUAAUUAUAAGUAUUCACCUUCUGGUCGUGUUUGGCUGUUCUGGAAACCUCAUUUGGUUGUUAGUGAAGUUGGAAUGGGGGAGCAUUAUAUUAGUGUUCGUUUUCAGUCUGGCACAUAAUCUUGUCUUGUUACUGCAAUUUAUAGCCCGAAUAAAGUGCAGGAUAGGGCAAGGUUGUAUGUUGAGUUGCGGCAGCUGGGGUUAACAAGUGAGCCUGGAGUUUGGAUGGGAGAUUUCAAUGCUAAUGUUGAGGAUAGUGAAGCCUCAAAUCGGCCUGGUUUUAAUCAGAGUAUGGAGGAUUUUCGUUGCUGGAUACAGGAUAUGAAGCUUACAGAUCAUAGAACUUUUGGGUCGUGGUAUACUUGGUGGAACAAACAAGUUAACAAUCCUAUUGCAAGGAGGAUUGAUAGGGCCCUGGUUACUGAGAAGUGGCUGGAUAGAUUCCCAAAUAGUUUAGUGCAGACCCUUGCCCCCUAGGUUGUCAGAUCAUUGUGGAUUACUUGUGCAGACUGACUCUAGGGUUAGUUCACUGCCAAAACCUUUCAAGCUCUUUCUGUUUUGGAGGCAAUGCCCUCAAUAUGAAGAGUUGUUGAAGGAGGCAUGGCAGCUAGAGACUACUGGAGAGACAUAUCGCAUUUUAUAUAGGAAACUCGGUGAGCUUAAGCGCAGUCUUAAGGAUUUGAAUAAGACUGUCUACUCUGAUCUGUCUGUUCGAACAAGGGAAGCAGAAGUAGUGUUUGAGGGGUUGCAGAGUAAUAUGCUCUCUGCUCCAUCUGACGCUAACACGCAAGCUAUAAUGGAACAGGAAAGGAAGUGUAGGGAUCUCUAGAGUGCUGAAGAAUCUUUUUAUAGCAAAAGUCGAGGGUCCAAUAGAUCACUAAAGGAGAUGCAAAUACUGGAUUUUUUCAUGGUAUGGUUAAGGCUAGGAAUCAUAAACUGACUAUUCAGAAGUCGAUCAUAGACGCUGGGGAAGAAGUAACUGAUGUGAAGAAAAUGAGUAAGGUUGC